UUGUAUUGGGCAGCUUCUAAACGGCUUAGGCUGCUUCAUUCAAGUAUUAUACUUUUAAUUCUUGGCGAUGUAUCUCUUGUCUGUGACACCUGGUUUGGCUUAUAUAAUAGAAAUAGACUAAUGUUGCACGGUUGAGGUGUUAAAUGAUAGGAAACAGUCUUAUAUUCAUUUAAAUUCAGUAAGCAGGAUUACAAUUUUAUCUGCGAGGAACGAUUCCAAAUAUAAUGGAUCAAAUACAAGAUCAAAAUUGUCCUAUUUGUUUUGAAAACAAAGAAGAUUUGAGAAUGCUGUCAUGUUGGCAUUUCGCCUGUAUGAAUUGUAUACUUAACAUGGCACAACGAGGCGAAGGAAGAGCUGUAAAAUGUCAUGAGUGCAGACAAGUAAGUUUAUUUGAAAAUAUUCGUUACCUUCCCAAACCUUUGAAAUGUGGAUGUUGCAACCAAAUUCUCAAAAAUUCAAAAGUUAUGCCAUGUUGUUCGAAACUGUACUGCAUCGAUUGCAUUACGAAGAAAUCAGCAGUAACGGAUGCGCGGUUGGUUUGUCCUGGCGGUUGUUCAUACCAAUUUCACAGUGUUGAUGAAUUACCAAAAUCGAAGUUAUGUAGUUUGUGUUUUCGCUUACAUACCGAUGAAGCUUUACUGUGUGAUCACUCUGUUUGUGCCGGAUGUAAUCAAGAACUGCAGAAAAACGAAAGGGGGUGUCCGUUGUGUUCGGCAGUAAGAAAUCCAGCGCCAACACCGACAAAUCCUAUUCAUCCCAGUCAGGACCAAAUUGAAAUAACCAUGGAAGGAUUGGAAAAUUUGAAUUAUCGACCGCAGCGAAAUCAAACUGAAUUUUUGGUUGCUCUGCAAGCAUUGAACCUUAUUCAUCAACUGAACCGGUCUGAAAACAACGGAGAAAGUAUUCAAGAAAGACAAGCUGCACAGAUGAGGAAAAUCAUUCAAGACGACUUGCCAAAAGCAUUUUUGGUUCUCACUUGCGUCUUUGUAGCCGGUUAUUUCUAUGGAAUGAAUAUCAUGUUGUGGAUUAUCUUGGGAGCAUCAAUGCUAAUCACGAGACCUCAUCUUGAAUCAGCUGCAUUUAUUUGUCAAAUCCUUAAUACAGGAUUGAUUAUAAUGAUUCUCUACAUUGAUUUCUAUCAAUUUCUCAUUUUUACACUAGUUGAAAUAGCUCAUGUUAUACCAUUAGAAAUUAUGUAUCGAGUCGCGUUCAGUGGAUUAGAUUUCUAUCGACAAAUUCUAUAUUUGUGGGUUGGUUCGGCGUCUAGGCUUGCCAUAGCUUGGGCAUUUUUUCCUGACUUGUUCUUUCACGCUGUACUGUCUGGAUGGCUUGUUAUGUUUUUGAAAAAAAUACUUGAAGAUAGAAAGCGUGGGAACAUGACAUAAAAUCUAAUGAUUAUCUUAUAUUUUGAAUAUUUAUUAAGCUUUCAUUAAAAGAUUCUCUAAAAUUAUUGUAAUAUUUUGUAAUUUAUUUUACGACCUUCUUCCAAUAACUUUUAAACUUUUUAGAAAUGUAGGUAAUUUCACUUUUUGAGCUUACUUCAGAACUUUAAAUAAAAUAGCUGCGAUCUCAGUUUAGUCUUCUGGCGUUGGAUUUUUGUUUAAAAAACAGACGUUUAAAACUGUUGUGUAAAUGUAUAUUACCAUUAACUAGGCAUGUAUUCUAGUCGUUAACUAAUUUUAUCAAAAAUAACUUGUAGUCUUACCAAUACGGAAUUUAUUGCGCCAUCGAAUCCCGUCCGUGUCAAA
Molecule: messenger RNA, 1748 nt
Organism: Styela clava
Lineage: Eukaryota; Metazoa; Chordata; Ascidiacea; Stolidobranchia; Styelidae
Source: RefSeq, a predicted model, not a curated record